AUGGCUUCUGCCCUCAACAGCAAAAUUCACGCUCCCGGGACUUGCCCGGGCUCCAAAGCCGAUGCCGGAGGUGGCGCCGACUGGAGAAUGGACUGUGAUCCCGAGAUGCACGUGAAAAUGUGCAAGAAGAUCGCCCAGCUCACCAAGGUGAUCUAUACCCUCAACACCCGCCAGGACGAGGCCGAGGCGGGCAUGGAGGCGCUGCGUGAGGCCCACCAGGAGGAGCUGCGGAAGGCGGUGGCCGAGACGGAGGCCAGGCUCCUGCAGGCGCAGGGCCGCGCGGGCGAGGAGGCCCUGAGACAGCGCGUCCAGGCCCUGGAGAGCGCCCUGGAGCUGCAGAAGCGGCUGACGCAGGAGGCGCUGGCCCGGUCGGCCGCGUGCAGGCUGGAGACCCAGGAGAGGGAGCUGAGGGUGGAGGCCGAGCACGCCGAGCGGGUGCUCACCCUCUCCAAGGAGAUGCUGGAGCUCAAGGCCGACUACGAGAAGAGGCUCCGGCACAUGAGCGGCCACGAGGCGCCCGGGUGGGGCGGGCUCGCCCAGGAGGGUCCCAAGCCCCAGGCUGAGCCGGGCUGCGGCCCCGAAAUGCGGGAGGUCCUGCUGGAAGUGGAGCGGCUGCGAGCGGAGAACCAGCAGCUGAGCAAGGACUAUGCUCGGAAGGCUGAGGAGCUGCAGGCCACGUACGAGCGGGAGAACGAGGCCGUCCAGCAGGCCAUGCAGCAGUCGGUGAGCGAGGCCCUGUGGCAGUGGCAGGAGAAGGAGACCGACCUCCGGAAGAACUUCCAGGCCCAGGAGGCGGCCCUGCAGGCCCAGGUCCGGAAGCUAGAAGGGGAUCUGGAGCACAGAGGCCGCAAGAUAAGUGACCUGAAGAAGUACGCCCAGAAGCUGAAGGACCGCAUUCAGGACCUGGAUGUGCAGCUCAAGGAGGCUCGACAGGAGAAUUCAGAGUUAAAAAGCACUGCAGAAAAACUUGGGGAGAAGCUGGCUGUUGCCAAAGACAGACUAAUGUUGCAGGAGUGUCAUGUGACACAGAAAAGCGAUGACAUGAAGACUGAGAGGGUUUCAGAGAAUAAAGUCCUAGGGAAAGAGAAUGAUUUGGAAGCCUGCAGUCUCCAUCCUCAGCAGGAUCAGAACUUUCCCAAGGAGUGUCCAUGCACGAAAGGAGGCACAGAUACACAGACCAAGAAAGAGGCAUGUAUUGAGACAGAAUGUAUGAAGCAAAAAUAUGAAGAAGACCUUCGUAAAAUCAAAGAUCAGACAGAAGAGGAGAAGAAACAUCUCAAAGACCAGCUGGUGAAGCGCCUAGAAGACUUGGUGAAGAAGCACAUGGUGGAAAUCCAAUUAGUUCGCUCAUCAGUGGAAGCUGAGAGGCAGAGGCUACAGAAGGAAGUAGAAGCACAGUUGGAGGAAGUGAAGAAGAAAUCAGAAAAUGAAAUAAAGCAUCUGCAAGAAGAGAAAGAGGCCCUAAAUGUGAAGCUCCAGAAUUCACUGCUUGAGGUUUUAAGGCUGGAAGAAUUUAUCCAGCAGAAUAAUGUACGUCCCCCGAGAGGCAAUGAACGGCCCCAAGAAUUGGACUGCCAGCAAGGCAACAUUUUAGAGACCCAGGAUCCGUGCUUGAGGCCGAAUGAACCCUCUCAGACUCUGCGCAGAGGAGAAGAGUUUCAAGAUAAGUUAGCAGCUGAAGAAGGAACCAACAGCGAUGAAGAGGAAAGGAUCAAAGUGCCCCUCAAGGAGGGAGGUGACCUGCAGCCUCUGCUGGGCUCUUUGCCGAAGGAGAAGGCACCGGAAAUCCAGCGUCUGCAGGAGGAGUGGCAGAGCCAGAAGGCCAAAUUGCAAGCCCAGGUCUCGCAGAUGCAGCAGGCUCUGGAGCAGUGCACCAGCAACUACAGGGAGGACCUGCGGGCACUCAAGCAGCUCUCCGACCGCGAGCUCCAGGAGAGCAUCCAGCAGAAUCAGGUGGCGAAAGCUCAGCUCGAGGCCGCCCACCAGCGAGCGCUCCGCAUGCUCGAGAAGGCCAAAAACCAGGAAGUCAAGGUAAGGGUGCUAACGAUGACGUCCACUAACUACUACUGAGCACUUGCUGUGCAAGCACCUGCUCGGCGAUUUAUGAGGUGCCUUAUGUACAUUAUCUCCAGUCCCCACAAUCAUCUUACGAGGUCAUUAUUAUCAUAUUCUCUUUCUGGAUGAGGAAAGAGGCUCAGAGAGGUUCAGUAACUUGCUCAGGGUCACACAGCUAGUAAGUGGCAAGACAAGGAUUCAGACUCAGGUCCCUUGAGCUUCUGGUACUGCUUUUCCCCAUCUGCCCAUGAUCUUGAUAUUGUAAGAACAACUUUCUUUCAUGACUUGGGCAAUGUUAUGCAUGAUGUGUGCUAAGGAGUCAGGCUCAGCCUGGCAGCUGAAAAGAGGAGGGCAGCCCAGAGUUGAGAAAGACCAGCUCAGCAGAAAUAGACCUUCCGAAGGGCUUGGAAAACAAUGAUGACCUCGGCGAUGUGUAAUCAGCAGGGAGGUUCAGGCCCCUUUCACCUGUCACCUCUACCUUCUGCUUUCUCAGAAGGCCUUCCCUCCCUGCUGUCUCAGGAGAUGGGCUCCUACUCUUCUGUUACAGAUAGCACACUGUCACUACGGGCUUCACACAGCGGGCUGGCUUCACACGCUAAUUCCCUCUUUAUAUGAUCAAAUUCACCAAACUGGAAGCCCCUUGAAGCCAGGAACCAUCUCCACCUGUCCAUUACCGAAUCCUCUCCUAGCUCAUAGUAACUAGCUACUCAAGGGUCUCAUUGAAUUAAAGCCUCAAGUUUAAUUUCUCCUUCUAUAAAUUGGGGAUAUUGAGACCCACUUGUUUGAGAUGUCAAGAUGAUUAAAUGAAAAAACGUGGGAGUUCUGGUUUUAAGGUGUCAAAAUAAAGACUUCUGAAUUCUUUCCUAUUGGAAAUGCUCUAAAAAACCAGUAAAGACACACAGCAGAAGCAUAUUCUGUUCAGAUGAAGCUGGGAGACAUCUGUACCCUUGAACCACAAUAUAUGAGGACAGGAAACAAAUGGAGACAUAGUAUAUGACCGUGCAGAGCAGAGAGGCUCAAACCAAAGUGCCUGAAGACAGAGAAGGACGAGAAUCAAGCUGACAGUGGAACUCAGAGAAGCCAGGAAUUGGAGGCACCAGUUGAAACAGAAGGCAAGAGUGAGGUGGAGGGUAUGACUCACCUAGAAGCCCAGAUUCCCAGCUUACCCAGCACAGGCAGCCAAUUACCUCUGUCUUAUUUAAGGACAAGAGAUUGGGGUGGGGGCAGCGAUCCCUGGGUAAACUAAGCCAGAGAGACUCUGAAUUAGGAAGUACCAGUCACAGAGGCUGGGAUGAGGCUUGCAUCUGAGACUAAGUUUAGGUGAAAAUCUGUGUACUGAACCAUUCGGUGGACUACAGUCACCUCUGUCACACCCCCAGCAAUGCUUUCUCUGCUCAGCUCCAGAAAACAAGCAGCUAGAACCGAGAUCCCCAGAGGAACUCACCAUCCAACAGAUGCCCCCCUGCUGCACCACCCCAGGUACAGAUGGAGUUUCUGAUUAUCCUUCAGUGCCCACUCUUAAAUAUGAAGAGACAGCAGAAGAUUACUAAACUUUCGAGGAAGUCUCUAAUGGGAGAGUGGGAAUCCAAGAUUAUUAAGAGGAAAAGAAUGAACUCAGAGGAAAUGGCUAAUGCGGGGAACAGAAAAAAAAAAUUCAAUGAGGAUUGAUGUCCUCAGAAUUAAGAGAUUAGAUUUGCAUCCAUGAAACAAGGACAACAUGUUAUUUGCAAAGGAGGGGGCAAUUAGAGCAAGAAAGAGUUCUUUUAAAAUAAAAAACAGGAUAGCAGAAAACUUAAAAAUCAGUAAAUGAGUUGAAAUAUAGAAAAUGAAGAAACCUUCCAGACAGCAAAGUAGAAAGACAAAGAAAUGGAUGAUGGGAGAGAAGGAACCAGAAGAGUAGAAACACAAUCCAGGAGGCUGAUAUCUAGCAAAUAGGAGUUCCAGAAAGAGAUCAUGGAGGGGAGGAGAUUUUCAAAGAAAUAACAGAAUGAAAUUCCUAUAAGGAAAUGAAAAAGACCCGACCCAGGCUUGUCUUGAAACUUCAGAACACCAAGGAAACAGAAGAAAUUCUAAAAGCUCCCAACGAGGAAAACUGGUACCAGCCUCAAAGUACUUGAAUCCACAUGUCAUCAGACAUCUCAACAGCAACAGGGAAGCAAGAAGAUCAUGAAGCAAUUUUGAGAAAUUCAGUUAAAACCAUUAGCAAGAGUGAAAAUUGAAUAAAAAUAUAUCAGACAAAUGAAAUAUUAGGACAUUUACCUUCUGUUAUCAGUUUAUGCCUCUCAGCUCUUGAUGCCUGCUUGCGAUAAUGAUCUGGAUUCUUUAAGCAUUUCUCCUCCUUUACAGAGAGCACAGUGUUAAGCUUUGUCAGUAGAAGGCGCUGGAGGCACCUUGCAGGAAGAAGGAGGCUUCUCUUCCUGGUUCUGGCAGUUGCAUUUUUCCUCUGUUUCUGGCUUCUGUUGCACAGUUGAACAGAGUUCUGGGUGUGUGAGGACAUCAGGUGAUACUCCCCCAGUGACUUCACGGUGAUCUCGUAGCCCUGGUCCAGGCCCAGUGACUACCAUCCUGUGGCCUCCCGAUGUGGACACCACAGACUCCAUCCUCACACCUGCACACCCUGACUCUUUCUGGGCUCCUGCCUGUUGGCUGCUGUUGCCUGCACCUCAGAAGUUUGUUUCUUGCAACGCUCCCAAGGCAAACACUGUUCCCUCUGGCCCUCAUGCCUGCAUUGGUGCCCCCGUUCCCUCUGGGCACCUGCCCAUCUGUGGCUCACCAGCGCUGUGGAGGGUUACUCCUGCUUGCCUCUGGCCUGGGCAACCUGGUGAUCUCCAUCCGUGAGCUGCCACCACACCUUCUCCAACAAGGUCUGGAUCCCAGGCUGGGGAAGGGCUCUCCCUUCCAAGCUUUCCCUUUCUUGAAUGCUCUCCCUCAGCCUCAGGAUACCCUUCAGAGUUCUCUUUGCAUCUCUACAGUUACUCUCCUAUCAGAGCUUAAUAGUUCUUUAGGUUCAGUUUCCCUUGUUUAAAUUACUGUGUGGUUUCUGUCUCCUGUUGGACCCAUACAUCUUCCGUACACUUUUCCUUAGAAAGUUCCUUGAAGAAUAUCCCACCAAAACAAGGAAGCAAAUCAAGAAAGAGGAAAGAAAAGGGAUCUAGGCUACAGAGAAUCCAACACAGGAGAAGGAAGGUUUUAGGAGCCCAGCUAUGCCACUGGCUGAGGGAACGACUCAGUCUAGACUGGAGCAUGAUGAUUGAGGGCUCUAGAAGAGACGCCUCCGAGGAAAAAUAGACCUGAUGGUUUCUCUGACCGAUUUGGCCAUGUGAAAGAUUGUAGUGAAAGUAUUUUACAAAGCUUUUAGAGGUUGUAGGAAGACUUAGCCAAAUAUCCAAAGAAAACUAAGCAAAUUAAAAAUGCAGUAGUUAUUAAUGCAAGGAAAAACAAAACUAUGUAUAAGGUAGAUUUUAAUAAUUAUAGUUCAUUUAGCUCAGCAGUAAAUGGUACUUACUCACAAGAAGGAUAAAUACUGAAUAUAUUUUACUGUAUUUAAAAAAGCAAGAUAACUGUAUAUAAGGAAUGGAAGGGGAAGAAUGUAUGAGACCAAAAUCCUCAUCCACCAUAAUGGGAAGACAAUUCAUAAUUUCUAAAAUAAUCAAGAUAGAGCGGGGCUUCCCUGGUGGCGCAGUGGUUGAGAGUCCGCCUGC
Aethalodelphis obliquidens (Pacific white-sided dolphin) is the source of this 5756-nucleotide messenger RNA. It is a transcript of the gene FAM184B, whose product is annotated as family with sequence similarity 184 member B. The record is from RefSeq and is a predicted model, not a curated record. The transcript is spliced from 10 exons. Lineage: Eukaryota; Metazoa; Chordata; Mammalia; Artiodactyla; Delphinidae. The coding region runs from base 1 to 2070 and encodes 689 amino acids.